GAGUGAAGCCGGUGGGGCGGGGCCGGCGGGGGCGUGUUCUCCCGGGGCGCGGCCCCAGUAAGGCGGUGGUGGCGUCUCCCGCCACGGACGCCCAGGCGCGAAUCCCGAGGCGCAGUACGAUUCGACUCUACAUCGGUCAGAAGCCAGCGUUUUGAAGCCGGCCGAAAUGGGGCCGGGUUAAGCUGCCCGCCGCCGGACGAGCUGCGCGGCCAAGAAUGGAACGGUCGGCGGAGCUCAGCCCCGAAGCCGUGCUGCGCUUCCUCUCGGAGCGCGGGGGUCGGGCCCCGCACGCCGAGCUGGUGCAGCACUUCAGGGGUGCCCUGGGCGGCGAGCCGGAGCAACGUACCCGCGCCCGCGCCCUUUUCAAGGAGCUGGUCAAUGCCGUAGCCACGGUGCGCACCGACCCUGCCGACGGCUCUAAGUACGUGCACCUUAAAAAGAGGUUCUUGGAGGGGGCCACGUCGUCCGAAGCCGUGUCCCCACGGGACCUGCCGAGCAUCUCGGUGACUGCAGAACCCGAAUCCAGCAGCUGCUCCCUGGGGGCGCCCGACGGCCUGGUCGAGACCCGGGAGAGCGGCCUGUGCCCAGAGGCGGCGUCCCCGAGUCCGGGUUGCGAGCCGAGCGAUGGGGAGCCCCGGGCCGCAGCGCUUGGGCAGCCAAGCCCGGCCGGAGAGAGCCGGAAUGGGCCGCCCUUCAACGGCGGGGCCCGGAGGAAAAACUCGCGGAGAGACGUGCAGACUCCCCCCCGGGGACCGGUCCCCGGGCCCAGCGAGGACCUAGCGCCCCCGCCCCACGGCUGCGGGGAAAUGGACUCGGGCAGCUCCCCCGGGGGGGUUGCCACCCCAAGGUCUACCCGCCAGAACCUCCGGGACCUUGUGAUGGGCAGCUCCCCACAGCUGAAGAGGAGCGUUUGUCCAGGAGGGAGCAGCCCGGGGAGCUCCUCUGGGGGAGUACGCGGUAAAGGCGGGGGCGACUCAGACAGCGCAUCGGUCGCUUCGUCCUCCGCAGAGGAGGAGAGCAGCGGCGGGGGUUCGGUGACGCUGGACCCUCUAGAACACGCGUGGAUGCUCUCAGCCUCAGACGGCAAGUGGGACAGCCUGGAAGGGUUGCUCACCUGCGAGCCUGGCCUGCUCGCCAAGCGAGACUUCAUCACCGGCUUCACCUGCCUGCACUGGGCCGCCAAGCAUGGCAGGCAGGAGCUCCUGGCCAUGCUGGUCAACUUCGCUAACAAACACCAGCUGCCAGUGAACAUCAACGCCAGGACAAGCGGAGGCUACACUGCCCUGCACUUAGCUGCAAUGCACGGGCACGUGGAGGUGGUGAAGUUGCUGGUGGGGGCUUACGACGCAGACGUGGACAUCAGGGACUACAGUGGGAAAAAGGCCUCUCAGUACCUGAGUCAGAGCAUCGCGGAGGAAAUCAAGAACCUGGUGGGAGCCCUGGACGAGGACGAUGGAGAGAGUGCCACUGGCAGCGGUGGUGGGCGCUGGAGGCUUUCAAAGGUGCUCCCUUCACACCUCAUCACCUACAAACUCUCACACGUCCUGGAGGAUGGAGGGGAUCAUCACCAUCAUCAUCACCACCACCACCAAUUGACUGAGGGAUGGGCUGGAGGCAAAGCAAAGGAUCCAGGUCGCAAGGCCUCCGGCAGCUCUAGUGGACGAAUAAAACCCAGACUCAACAAAAUCCGCUUCAGGACCCAGAUCAUCCACACUACACCCUCUUUCAGAGACCCGGAGCAGCCACUGGAGGAGGGGGAGGAGGAAGAGGAGGAACGGGCUCUUAAAGGUCACUCAUCUUCAUUCAAAUUGAGGCCGAAAUCCAAUGUAUUUGGGUAAAAAUAAUUUCGUUUAGAAAAUUCUAGGUUUAUUGGUCUUCAGGAAUAGAAUACACACUGUAGGCUAGUAAGUAAGACCAGAAAAGAGGCUAAAUUCUUCAUUCUUAACCUGGGGAGUUGCAAUGGCUGGAAGGAAUUCCCCUAGCAUUCUGGGUUAAGUAGGUUUCCAAGUGAUUUCAUCAAACCUGCCCUAGGCCUCUUUAUCCUGUGCCACCCCUCUGACAUGGAGUCCCUGUUUCUGAGGAUUGGGAAUGUAUUUAAAUUGGGUGUACAGAAUUGAUAAUUGAGGGUUCCUUUGAUUUUAUAGUUAUUGGAUGCCAUGCAAAAUAAGGAAUAUUGCACUUUUAUGUUUCUGUUUUUUAAAAGUGGUUACUCUUCCAAGGGCAACAAGGAGUGCAAGUUAUAAUGAAAUUUUAAGUGAACAAAACUACAUACUGCCUUGGUUUUUUGUUUUUUACUAAUUGCAUUUACUUUUUAAAAUACUACUGAAGGUCAGGUCAAAGUUGAAAAGCGAGAAUACUAUUUAGUGAAUAAAAAUGGUAUCCUGUUUAUAUUGUAAGUAGUGCUCAACUAUUUUUU
This is a messenger RNA of Lontra canadensis (Northern American river otter), 2416 nucleotides long. RefSeq names its product sosondowah ankyrin repeat domain family member C (gene SOWAHC). The record is from RefSeq and is a predicted model, not a curated record. Gene Ontology annotation, molecular function: protein binding. The transcript has a single exon. The coding region runs from base 216 to 1838 and encodes 540 amino acids. NCBI's taxonomy places the organism in Eukaryota, Metazoa, Chordata, Mammalia, Carnivora, Mustelidae.